Molecule: messenger RNA, 1038 nt
Organism: Pestalotiopsis fici W106-1
Lineage: Eukaryota; Fungi; Ascomycota; Sordariomycetes; Amphisphaeriales; Sporocadaceae
Exons: 5
Coding region: 1-1038 (345 amino acids)
Source: RefSeq, a predicted model, not a curated record
AUGUCUUUCGUCCCGAAUUCUUUUGGUGUUGGAUACCCUACCGAUGAAUACGAUAACCACGGAUACCAGCUCUUUAUCACUGGAACGACGUUUGUGAUUGCAGCGGGUCUUUUUGUCGUCUUGAGGCUCUGGGCUCGCUAUCAAAAGGGCAAUGUUGGUUCCGACGAUCUGUUUAUUCUUGGUUCUCUGUGCUUCUCAAUCAUAUUGACAGUAUGCAUGAAUCUCGCCGUCGAAAAUGGCUACGGUGUGAGCAAGAGUAAAUUGACAAAGCCUCAAAUCCGCGAGGCCUUGAAGUGGUUCUUUUUUGCCCAGAUAUUCUACAAGAUCGUUGUGAUGCUCACAAAAGUGUCACUGCUGCUGCUAUAUCUGCGCAUCUUUGUCUCUAAGCAAUUUCAUAUUGCGACAUAUGCAGUUUUGGGCAUCGUCGGAUGUUGGUCGGUUGGCUCGAUUAUCGCGACUAUAUGCCAGUGCAUCCCCGUGCAAGCUAGCUGGGAUGCCUCAAUCACUGACAAAACUUGCAUCGACAGCGACGCCGCUUGGUAUCAAUAUGGCAUCACCAAUAUUCUGACCGAUCUUAUAAUACUCGCCCUACCAAUCAAGCCUAUUCUGGAACUUGAACUAGGUCGCAGGGAGAAACUGGGGCUAUUGGGGGUAUUCUCAUUAGGUUUUCUCGUAUGCGUCAUCAGUAUUUUGAGAGUUGUCGUCGUGGCAAAUUCAACGCAGCUCAAAGCCGAUCAGACCGGCAACUUCGUCCCCAGAUCAACACUGACCCUCGUAGAGGCAAAUUUUGGCAUCAUCUGCGCUUGUCUUCCGUUGACACGCCAGCUUCUACGUCUUCUCUUCUCCCCCAAAUCCAGUGGCAAGGCACAGUCCUAUGAGUUACCAAACACUGGUUCGAACCCACCUUUUGCUCAUCCGGUAAAUUCAGAGACGCAACUUGGAGUCCACGAGGCUGAAGGAGAAGGACAACGCCCUGACUCGGCUCCAAGCCGUGGCAGUCUCCUUUGUGAGCAAAAUACCAAAGAGUAUAGUCCAUAG